AUUGCAAUGAGUAGUCCAGAUUGUACUGCGGUCCAGAUCUGGUAUCUGUGACCAUUGAAACUCUUAGAAAUUUGCAGGAUUCUAUGAAUUGAAGAUGCAAGAUUGUUGUUUCCAAAAAUGACAACGAAGAAGAAAUGUAAUUGAGAGUUGAAAAUGAGUAACCUGGCUGAUAGAAUUCAAGCUCAGAAACAGAAUUUAAAACAGGUGUCUACUGUAAUCACCACACUAGAUGGUCAAAAGUUUUUAAACCACAACCUGGAUAAUGAUGAAGAUUUGGUCAGCAUUGGUCAAUCUUGUGGCUUCUGCAUUGACACAAGUCCAGAUGAGAAAAUCCACUGUGUUGUUGAAAAUCUGUACAUUUCCUCCCAAGAUGGUGCUCAUAACAUCCAGGAAUUGAAAGAUCAUAAUAUUACACACAUAUUAAAUGUGGCUAUCGGUAUAGUCAAUGCAUUCCAAGAGGAUUUUUUAUACAAAACUGUUGAAAUUUCUGACCUGCCUGAAAAAAACAUAACUGCUUAUUUUCCUGAACUGUUUGCUUUCAUAAAAGAAGGAAUGGCAAAUGGAGGCACACUUGUUCACUGUAAUGCAGGUGUGUCAAGAUCUAGCACUGUUGUCACUGCAUUUCUAAUGCAAACAAAGAAACUGUGUUUACAAAAAGCAUUUCAUCUUGUAAAACAAGGACGACCCUCAGCAAAGCCAAAUGAAGGUUUUUGGAAACAACUUAUGGAAUACGACCUUGUUGUUGGGGGCAAUUAGAAACAUUGAGAAUGAUAAAACUAACUUGAAACUGUUAACUGUCAUCAUGCAAUAUCUUAUCGGAAUAAAAAGCAGACUGUGUAAAUGAGGCUAUACCACAAAACAUCUUUAUAUGUUUAAU
Molecule: messenger RNA, 877 nt
Organism: Dendronephthya gigantea
Lineage: Eukaryota; Metazoa; Cnidaria; Anthozoa; Malacalcyonacea; Nephtheidae
Product: dual specificity protein phosphatase 19-like
Exons: 4
Coding region: 154-756 (200 amino acids)
Biological process (GO): protein dephosphorylation; regulation of MAP kinase activity
Cellular component (GO): cytoplasm
Molecular function (GO): JUN kinase phosphatase activity
Source: RefSeq, a predicted model, not a curated record